This is a messenger RNA of Opisthorchis viverrini, 558 nucleotides long. RefSeq lists its product as hypothetical. NCBI's taxonomy places the organism in Eukaryota, Metazoa, Platyhelminthes, Trematoda, Opisthorchiida, Opisthorchiidae. The transcript is spliced from 4 exons. The record is from RefSeq and is a predicted model, not a curated record. The coding region runs from base 1 to 558 and encodes 185 amino acids.
AUGAAUGGACCGCGAAAUCAAUCUCACGAAAUCUUGGAUAUAACUACGGGUGGUCGUGGUUACUGCUCACGCAGACAUCGGGUCUUUGGUGGCAUAUAUUUGUGUAAAUUUGCCACCGUUCUGGAAGAGAAUAACCGUGAUAAGACGUUGCGUACAUCGCCUCAUCAGCUUCAGACUGCAGCUGGUUUGAAAAUAUUUUGCGCAAAACACCAUUCUAGCAUCAUGCUCCUCUCGCCGGAAUGGAAGCAAUCCUUGAGCACUGCAAUAGACCAGUUAUCUGCACUUCUCAAUGACUCUCAAAAGCCGAAUGUGAUUAUCCUCAGACACAACGAGAAGCACUUGCUAUAUUGGGCUGUCAAACGGUUCAAUGCGUAUCUGUUCACUAUUGCUAUUGAUAAUGACGCCUUAUUUCUUACAUCAUCCUCCAAAAUAACUAGUGGAGCUAUUUGCCGCUAUCGUGCAACGGUGGAUUCGUUCAACUACACGAUUAUUCAUCGUAAUGCAAAAGGUUGUGAGUUGGCGACAAUUAAUCUGUGCGGGCGGGUUCAGGUCAUGUGA